Messenger RNA from Schizophyllum commune H4-8, 1090 nucleotides. RefSeq names its product Thioesterase/thiol ester dehydrase-isomerase. The coding region runs from base 24 to 971 and encodes 315 amino acids. Gene Ontology annotation, cellular component: peroxisomal matrix. The record is from RefSeq and is a predicted model, not a curated record. Gene Ontology annotation, biological process: fatty acid catabolic process; acyl-CoA metabolic process. The transcript has 7 exons. Gene Ontology annotation, molecular function: fatty acyl-CoA hydrolase activity. Lineage: Eukaryota; Fungi; Basidiomycota; Agaricomycetes; Agaricales; Schizophyllaceae.
CCAGCCCGCGCAUUCCCGCCACAAUGACGACCGCACCCAUCAAGGAGGCUGAACAUGAGCUCAUUUCGACUGCACUGGAGGUGGAACAGAUUGAUGUGAACCUGUACCGCUCAAAGUCCCUCUGGAUGCCUGCGUAUGCGCGGGGUGUCUUCGGCGGUCAGGUCAUCUCCCAGGCGCUCGUGUCUGCCACGAACUCCGUCGAUCCUGCCUUCGGCCUACACUCCCUACACUGCUACUUCCUCACCAGCGCCUCCCCCGCUACCCCCGUUCUCUACACUGUUGAGCGCGUCCGGCAAGGCCGCUCCUAUGUCACCCGCGUCGUGAAGGCUUCGCAGAAGGGACAUAUCGUCUUCGUCAUGAUGUGCUCGUUCCAGAAACCCGAGCCGUGGCAGCCGCAGUACCAAUGGACCAUGCCGGAGGUACCGCCGCCUGAGCAGUGCGUGCUCGAGGAGGAGCGCUAUCGCCAGAGGGCGAAUGACCCGGGCUUGAAUGCCAAGGCAAGAGCGUACUUGAGCGAUCUCGCGGUGGAACGCGAACAUAGCCCGAUAGCUAUCAAGAUCGCGAAGGAGCGUAUCAUGAGGGAAGACGGCUCAUCACAGUAUGCGUACUGGUUCCAAGCACGGAAUAUACCGGACUACGAGACAGCGUACCAGAAGUGCAUCCUCGGAUAUCUCUCUGACUUGAGAUUAAUUGGCACAGUCGCUCAGACUCUGGGACUGAAGGGCUAUGCGAUGGCUACCGGCGCACAGGCGCUUGGAAUGUCUUCCACCAUCGACCACUCCAUCUACUACUACAGCGACUCCCUCGACUGCGGCGACUGGCUGCUUUACGUCAUGACUGCCUCGCGUGCUGCGUCGGGUCGCGGGGUGGCGCACGGACAGCUGUACACUAGGGAUGGAACUUUGGUGGCAAUAACGGCUCAAGAAGGCGUGGUGCGCGCGGAUGUGCGGGGUCCGAAUGCGAAGUUGUAAGGGGAAUUCAGAAGUGGAACAUUUACUCACCUAGAUCUUUGGCUACUGUCCAUCUUGAAUAAUAUACCUGUAGGCUAGACAUACUCUUUAGCAACUAAGCACUUAUUUGUGACCCGCUC